Drosophila navojoa is the source of this 315-nucleotide messenger RNA. Its product is annotated as male accessory gland serine protease inhibitor-like. Gene Ontology annotation, biological process: transforming growth factor beta receptor signaling pathway. The record is from RefSeq and is a predicted model, not a curated record. NCBI's taxonomy places the organism in Eukaryota, Metazoa, Arthropoda, Insecta, Diptera, Drosophilidae. Gene Ontology annotation, molecular function: serine-type endopeptidase inhibitor activity; receptor antagonist activity; transforming growth factor beta binding.
GUUUAGAUUUUUAUCCAGCUGUACUCUGUUCAAAGAUACAACAUGAAGUUUCUGGUGUCGUUCGUAGUGCUCAUUGCCUCCAUUAGCAGCUGUUUUGCGCUCAAAGAUGCGGUUUGUGGUCUGCCACCUUUUGCAGACGGUGUUGAUGGUAAAUUCUGUCUGGCCACCAUUCCAAAAUGGAGCUACAAUAUAGCAGCUAAUGAAUGUGUGCUAUUCUUCUAUGGCGGCUGUGGCGGUAAUGAUAAUCGCUUUGACGCCAAAGAACUUUGUGAGGAAAAGUGCUUGGAAUAAAUGACAAAAAUUUAACAAACAAUA